Messenger RNA from Phoenix dactylifera (date palm), 1286 nucleotides. RefSeq names its product putative xyloglucan endotransglucosylase/hydrolase protein 32. Gene Ontology annotation, biological process: xyloglucan metabolic process; cell wall biogenesis. Gene Ontology annotation, cellular component: cell wall; apoplast. Lineage: Eukaryota; Viridiplantae; Streptophyta; Magnoliopsida; Arecales; Arecaceae. The record is from RefSeq and is a predicted model, not a curated record. Gene Ontology annotation, molecular function: xyloglucan:xyloglucosyl transferase activity; hydrolase activity, hydrolyzing O-glycosyl compounds.
UCUACCCAAGCCCUCAUAAUUUCCAUUUCCAACCACAGCCUCUUAUCACUGCCCUUCUUAUCAGCCUUCUAGUGGUAGGACCCCUAGAUCUUCCUAUUUUAUACCAUCUGUGCAGCCCAUAUUCUUUCCUCCAUUCCAGCAUUUAACCAUUCUUCCUUCCCAUUUCCCUAGUCUUGAUGGCUCUCCUCCUCCUCCUCCCAUCACUUCUCCUCCUCCUGCUCCAUGGGAGCAAUGCUCAGCCCUCCCCUGGAUACUACCCAAGCCACAGGUUUAAGCCUCUGAGGUUUUAUCAUGGGUUCAGCAACCUUUGGGGUCCUGAGCAUCAGUACGUCUCCAGAGACCAGUCCUCAGCCACAAUCUGGCUUGAUAGGAACUCAGGAAGUGGAUUUAAGUCAAAUCGCCCAUUUCGGAACGGAUAUUUUAGCACUUCAAUCAAGCUCCAGCGUGGCUACACUGCAGGAGUGAUCACUGCCUUCUACCUUUCGAACAAUGAGGCGCACCCGGGCUUCCAUGACGAGGUCGACAUCGAGUUCCUCGGGACGAUGCCCGGCGAGCCAUACACCCUGCAGACUAAUGUGUACAUCAGGGGGAGUGGAGAUGGCAGGAUCAUCGGCAGGGAGAUGAAGUUUCAUCUGUGGUUCGAUCCGACCGCCGGAUUCCACAACUAUGCCAUACUUUGGAGUCCUAGAGAGAUCAUAUUCUUUGUAGAUGAUAUACCGAUACGCCGGUACCCGAGGAGGAGCGUCUACACGUUCCCUGUCCGGCCACUGUGGUUGUACGGCUCCAUCUGGGAUGCAUCCUCCUGGGCCACCGAUGACGGCAGAUACAAGGCCGACUACCGCUACCAGCCAUUCGUCGCAAGGUUCGCGCGGUUCAUCGUCCGUGGCUGCACCGCUUACGCCUCGCACCGCUGCCGCCCGGUGCGCUCCUCGCCGUCCGGCGUCGGGCUCAGCUCCCGGCAGACCAUGGCCAUGCGGUGGGCCCAGAAGCAUUACAUGAUCUACAACUACUGCUGGGAUCCCAAGAGGGACCAUUCCCUGACGCCUGAGUGUCGGAGCUGAUUCCAAGAUACCCUUAAAUCUAUUGAUACAAUUCAUCUCCCCUGCCAUAUAUGUCUUCUCCAUAUCUAAAGCGUGUCUUCUUCUUUCCUUUCCCUGCUGUCGAAUACUAGCGGUGAUCUUAUUAAAGGUUAAACAUGGCGUGCCUAAUGUAAUUCCUCUUGGUUGGCUUUAAUUCUAUCUGGAUAAGUACAUAAUAGACGGCGAGAGAAGAUGAUGUUUCAUUCA